Molecule: messenger RNA, 2570 nt
Organism: Ceratitis capitata (Mediterranean fruit fly)
Lineage: Eukaryota; Metazoa; Arthropoda; Insecta; Diptera; Tephritidae
Gene: resilin
Product: pro-resilin
Exons: 3
Coding region: 283-1944 (553 amino acids)
Cellular component (GO): extracellular matrix
Source: RefSeq, a predicted model, not a curated record
AGUUGGAAAUCAGUCAGAACUUGGAUUUUAAUCAUUCGAUUUGGAUUUCGAUAGACAAGUCGACCAAACAGUUAGAUCCGAGAUUAAGACAGCGAAAAGGAAAUAAACGUCAGUGUGUUUGAGUGCAAAAGUGCAACACAGCUGCGUAGACAGGACGACAAGUCCUGACACAAGUUGAUUUUGUGUUUAAGCAGAUUUUUGUGGAGUUUGUGAGCUGAUACUCAGCCUCCCUUAAGGCAUACCAAAUAAUAUAAGUAAAAAUUAAUAAAAAUUAAAUCGAAAAUGUCGAGAAUUCGGUGUUUUGUGAGUUUGUUGUUGGUAACUUCGACGGUGCUGGCACGUCCCGAGCCGCCUGUGAACUCUUAUCUACCACCCUCAGCCAAUGGUAAUGGUAAUGGUGGUGGACGUCCCUCAAGCACAUAUGGUGCGCCUGGUUUGGGUGGUAAUGGCAACGGCAAUGGCAAUGGCGGUGGACGUCCCUCGAGCACAUAUGGUGCGCCCGGUUUGGGUGGUAACGGCAACGGCAAUGGCAAUGGCAAUGGCGGUGGACGUCCCUCGAGCACAUACGGCGCACCCGGUUUAGGUGGUAAUGGCAACGGCAAUAGCGGUGGACGGCCUUCUAGCUCAUAUGGUGUGCCCGGUUUGGGAGGUAACGGCAACGGUAAUGGUAAUGGCAACGGCGGUGGACGUCCUUCAUCUACAUACGGCGCACCCGGUUUAGGUGGUAAUGGAAACGGUAAUGGUAACGGCGGUGGGCGUCCGUCCAGCACAUAUGGCGCGCCUGGUUUGGGUGGUAACGGCAACGGCAACGGGAAUGGCAAUGGCAAUGGCAAUGGCGGUGGACGUCCCUCAAGCACAUACGGCGCACCCGGUUUAGGUGGUAAUGGCAACGGUAACGGUAACGGCAAUGGUAAUGGCGGUGGACGUCCAUCAAGCACUUAUGGCGCGCCGGGUCUGAACGGCAAUGGUUUGGGUGGUGGUCAAAAACCCUCCGAUAGUUAUGGUCCACCAGCUUCUGGUAAUGGCAACGGCAACGGCAACGGAAGUGGACGCCCCGGACAAGAAUAUUUGCCACCUGUACGUAACGGCAACGGAAACGGUGGCGGACGUAAUGGCAAUGGUGGCGGUGCUGGUGGCACCAACGGUUAUGACUACUCAUCGCAAGACGGUAGUGACGGCGGUGAGAGCGGCGAACCAGCACAAUAUGAAUUUAGUUACGAAGUAGAGGAUGCUCCUAGUGGUUUGUCCUUCGGACAUUCAGAGAUGCGCGAUGGCGACUUUACAACGGGCCAGUACAAUGUGUUGUUGCCUGAUGGAAGGAAGCAAAUCGUCGACUACGAAGCCGAUCAGGGUGGCUAUCGUCCACAAAUACGUUACGAAGGUGAGGCCAACACUGGCGCCGGCGCUGGAGGUUUGGGCGGCGGUGCUGAUGGCUAUGACUAUGAGCAAAAUAGCAAUGGACUUGGCAAUGGCAACGGCUAUUCGAACGGACAAGAUUUAGGUGGUAAUGGCUACUCGAGUGGACGUCCGAAUGGCAAUGGUAACGGUAAUGGCAACGGAAAUGGUAACGGCUACAGCAAUGGACGCAACGGUAAAGGUCGCAAUGGUAAUGGUAAUGGCAAUGGACAGGGACUCAGUCGUAAUGGCUACUCGGAUGGUCGACCAAGUGGACAAGAUUUAGGCGAUAACGGCUAUUCAAGUGGACGACCAGGUGGCAAUGGAAAUGGCGGUAAUGGCAAUGGCAACGGUAAUGGUUAUUCAAAUGGUAAUGGUAACCGCAAUGGCAGUGGCGGUCAAUACAAUGGCAAUGGUAAUGGUUACUCCGAUGGCAGACCUGGCGGUCAAGAUAAUGAUGGUGGUGAUGGUUACUCAAGUGGACGUCCAAAUGGUUUUGGUGCCGGUGGUCAGAAUGGCGACAACGAUGGCAACGGUUAUAGAUAUUAAUUUAGCAGAGAAACGGCAACGAACGACUGGCGUACGAUAGCGGACAAUGAGCCCACAAAUUAUAACGGCGGACGUGGAAAAAUGAAGCGCUCCUCAUCAUCAUGUAUAAAUACAUACAUAUCUUACAUACAUACAUAAAUACCACAUUAAUCAUAACGCAUAUUCAAUCAUUAUAAUAAUAAUGCAUACAAACUUAUCAUACUUACUAGACUUAUACUACUUACUUACAUAUAUUGUAUUUUGCAUAUUAUCUAGUUAAGCGUUUAGUGCGUGUAUUGUUUAUGAUAUGCAUGUGGCAUAUACUUAAAAAAUAGGAAAAAACUCAAAACUUAACCCCAAUCGCCCAAAACCAUUUUCAUAUUUACCCUUUAGCUCCACAUUUUCCAUUAUGCUCCUUCGCUCCAUUAGUCAUACACAUUGACUGUAUUUAAUCUACAUUUAACUCAUUUUUUUAUAUAAACAUAUAAAUCUAUGCUAAGUUGUGCUCAUCACAUUCUAAAUACUUAAAUGAAUUUAUUAUUUUUUUGUUUAUAAAUAAAACUUAGGUUAAUAUUAAAGCAAUGAAAUGGACAAGCAAAUGUUACAAUAAAACACAAAAAUAUUUGACGAUUUUUAUAAAAACAAAA